ACCAUUGCGUUAGAUUAGGACGUUUUAGCAGGCUGUCAUAUUGCUUUAUACUCACACCCGUACUUCAGACAGACGUUAAUCGUCACGUGGCAUCGCUUAGUAGUUGGUUGAAGACAAGUGACGCCGCGUCACACUUGAACGGCGAGGUAACCGAGAACAAUAUAAUUACGCCUUGAGCCUUGGUUUCUUUAUCUUUGUUUAUCCGGGUUGGCAUUCUGCCGAGUGGCCAAAGCCAAACAACGCAGUCCUGUUACUCCACCGGCCUCUAAGGCUCCAGAGGGCACGCACUCGACACCCAUACACCCGAGGCCAGAACGCAAACCUACACACAAACACCAUCGUCACGACGUUGCUCUGGAGAUGCAUGAUCGCUGGGUACAAACCUCAUAUGACCAGUUCAUGGACACCAAGUAUGUUUCCGGCCGCAACCCAACCGCUGAAGAGGCUGCUGAGUUCUUGAAAUUCACCGCUGCUGACCUCAACGUCACGAAAGAAACGGAUAUCUAUGCUCCUUUGUGUAAGGUCAUGCAAUCAGCUUUACCCGAGGGAACUCUGGUAUGCAAGGAUACGGGUGAUUGGGCUGAUGAGUCGGCCCCCGCGUCCACUUCUGCACAUUGGACAGGCGAUAGUCCCAGUGGCAAGAAGAUUGAUAUCUGCUUCUACGAGGAUAACCAAGCAGUCCUCGAUGCGGUAGCCGUUAAUCCAACUACCACUACAGUCACAGACACAGAUCGCCUUGCUAACAUGGCCCGGGUUGCCUGGACUGAAGUCGUUGCCUUCUUAGAGGCAAAGGUCAGCGUAGAUAUCUUCGGGAUGAAACCAUCCCGACCCUUCUUGCCUUCUUCUGUUGAUGCCACUAUUAUGCGAGGCCAGAUUGCGGAGUAUGCAGCAGAAAUUCUCCUUCAACAGCAUCGUACGCAUGUCUUUAUGAUAUUCGUGUACCAAGACACAGCUCGUCUGGUCCGAUUCGACCGCGCUGGCGCCAUUGUCUCCGACUUUUUCAACCUCGUUACUGAACCGAUGAAGUUGCUCAACUUUGUUUUUCGGCUCGGCAGGAUGUCUCGCUCUGAACGUGGUUUCGACGACAACGUGGUGUUGGCCUCAGGUGCGGAAGUCGAACUCAUGAAGAAUCAUCUGCCUCCGCAAAACGACCAAACUCGACUGGCCACACACAUACGGAACGCGCUCUCUUCAGAGUCACGUAUUCACAAAAUUACUGUUCCUGGCAAGAACGGAGGGAACGCGCAAAGCUUUCUCGUCGGUAAGCUUCGUGCAGGGAGCCGAUACCCAACGGGGCGUGGUACCAAAGGGUACAUUGCGUUUGAUUUGCAGAAACCGCGCUUCGUCUUCGUCAAGGAAGGCUGGCGAAUCGAUUCCGACGAUGUCACUUCCGAGAUGGACAUCUAUGCUCAACUGGAGAAGAACCAUGUCGAACAUAUACCCACAGUCAUAUGUGGGGGCGAUGUCGGAACGCCGGUUCAAAGAACAGUCUCUCAGUCUCUGCUCACUUCAAGCUCCGAGGUGACGUUCGCAACUCGUAUUCAUUAUCGAAUCGUUCUCGAAGAGAUAGGCCUGCCGCUGGAGGAACAUGUCCAGGGGCAAGAGUUAAGUCUAGAAAUUUACUACUGUAUAUUGGCUCACAAGCAAGCUUACGAGAAAGCUAAUGUCCUGCACCGUGACAUCAGUGGUAGCAACGUCCUCAUCAUUCCCAACGACCAAGAUCCGGGCAAAUCCAAAGGUAUGCUGAUUGAUUGGGAGUUGUCGAAGACGGUGGAUCAACUGAAAAUGAUGCCUACUCAACAUGAACGUUCGGGCACAUGGUAUUAUCUCUCCGCACUUCUCUUGAACUAUCCCAAGAAACCCUAUGAGCUUUCCGACGACCUGGAGUCCUUCGUGCACGUAAUCAAUCUGCAGAACCUCCGCUUCAGGCAUCAUGACAAGAGUCCAUGCAAGGAGGACAAGAGUGAUCUUUCAGAUCACCUCUUCCGCGUCUAUCAGAAAACCAAGGUCGUAGAAGGAUUCCACAUUGGCAGCGAGGACAAACUAACCCAGAUGAAGAGUGGCGUACCACCGUACACGAUCACCGUCCGCAGUAGCAUGUCGACUCUGGUGGAAGGCUUGAUGAAGAUGUGUCAGGAACACUACGCUGCGCUGGAUUGGGAUGACCUCGCCAAGUAUGCUGUAAAGAAGGAGGCAGGCCCGGUCGAUGAGAGUGAUUUUAUCCCUGCAAUCUCACUCCCCAUUCCCAAGAAGAUCACUCUAAUCCCGACAAUCCCGGAGGUGGAUGAAGCGCAACCUCAGCCUGCAAUCGAACCACCAACGAAGCUUCUCGACACUCACGAGCACAUUGAAAGUGUCUUCGCGAUAGCAUUGGGUGAGAGAAGUUGGAAAAAAAUGGACAAGACUCCAGACCAGUUCAUCGGUCUUCCCUAUGGUGCACCAGCUCCGCCGACGGGCAAAGGAUCAUAUGCGCCCAGUCAGGACGUCAGUCAGAGCAAGCGGAAAUCUGUCCAUUCGACUGAAGAAAUCUCAGGAGAAGCCAAGAAGCGUAAAAUUUCUGCUUUGCGCAGCGGUUAUAGGGAGCGUUAAUUUUUUUGUGAAUACUCGCGUGCAUUACUCAUAGAUUGUUUAUCGUGAUUGAAACUUUGGAAUAUAUGGUGUCCAUUUUCACU
Molecule: messenger RNA, 2672 nt
Organism: Somion occarium
Lineage: Eukaryota; Fungi; Basidiomycota; Agaricomycetes; Polyporales; Cerrenaceae
Source: the annotation of a GenBank genome assembly